AGUGGGGAAAUUGAACUAGCGGAAACAUUCGAGCAUUAAACGGGUUUUUUUCUUCAGAAACUGCUCCUUCGCUGACUGCCGUUCAUAGGAUGAGAUUUUGACAGUAGCUUAAGUGUGUGAAUUGGCAACAACUUUAAACGUUUUAUAUUUCCCGAAUGGCCGCUUUAAAGAGUGGAAUUUACUCGAGGUACGUGAAUGCAGCUUCACUCAAGCGCCGUAGGGUGAAAGGAAAUGGAGGAAUCGACUUGCAAGGAGUGAUUUUAAAUCCCACUUUUAUAUUUGUAUUAUGAACGUUUCGAGGACUCGGGUGUUCUAUUUUAAAUAAUUUUUUUUUUAGUUUUCGUCUUUCCUGCUGAUAUUUUUGUGCCCGUUUUCAAAGUGUGUAGAAAUGCCUGGCGAGUUGAAGCAAAGAAAGAAAAAGCAAAGUGAUCAUGUCGCAGCUGAUCCUGCAAACAAACAAGACGAGGACACCAAAGUGAAUCGUGAACGUGUCGGCACGCCUCCCAAAACUUCGACUUUGGACCUUAAAUUCCUCAUGUGCCUACUUUCGCUUGCGGUCUGCGCUGCACUCAGCUGGAUGGUGCUGCAGCAGAAUACGAGGUUCUCCCAAAUGGAGGAACAAUUCGCACUCUUGUACAGAAAGACCUCAAGUUUGUCCCUGAUCGAGGAGCAAGUAGAGAGGGUCACCCAAAAGCUCGCCGCCUCCGAGGACGACCUCCGGGCGGUCCUCUCCGCCGUCUCUUCGGAGAGCGGGCUCCGGCGGGAUGUCUCGGCGCUGCGCGUCGCCGUGGCGACGCUGCAAUCAGAGGACAGUUCGGCGUCCGGCGACCUGCAGGCGGUCAAUGCUCGCUUCCUCAACGUGACGGAGACGUGGCGGGAGCGCCUCGCCGCCGCUUCCUCCGAGCUGGCCUCACUCAAGGCCGAGUCCCGGGAAGCCCACGCCGGCGCCACGGAGCGGGUGAACGAGGCCGAGCGGCGGGCCAGGUCGCUGGCGGAGAAGCUGGAGGAGCUGGAGGACAGCACCAGGAGGAACGCCCGAGCUAUGGAGCGCGCCGAGGAGGAUGACGCCAAGCGGGCUCAGGCGCAGCUGGACUGGAACACCCAGCAGAUCCACAAAAUGGACCGGGACAUCCAGAAACUGGCGCGCCAGGAGGCGGAGCUUAGCACCCAGCUGCAGGAGCACCUGCCCCGGGCCAAGGAGUGCGAGGAGCAGCUCCCCCACGUGGAGGAGGCGCUGCGCUCCAUCGUGAAGCUGGGCGCAGACCUCAGCGGCGCAGAGAGGCGCAUGGAGGAAGUGACGCUGCAGGUGUUCUCGGCCGAGGACAACAUGCUGAAGUCGCUCAACAGGAUCCUCGCCAUGCGGCAGGAAAUGGAUGCCCUGCAGGCACGCGGCACCAUCCUCAAGAUGAAGAGCGAGCUGGCGGUGGUGCGCGAGGCCGUGCACGAGCUCACAAUGGUGCUCAGGGGGGAGCAGACAAAUGAGGAGGGAGAGGAGGAAGAGCCCGAUGAAGAGUGGGAAGAGCCAGACGGAACGCCUCAAGAGGAUGUCGCACAAUGAUGUCACUGCAGCUGGGGGAAAGACUGGGCCCUGGUUUCACAUUUUUGGAUUUAUUUUCUGAGUUAAAAAAAAAAAAAAAAA
This is a messenger RNA of Hippocampus zosterae (dwarf seahorse), 1639 nucleotides long. It is a transcript of the gene ikbip, whose product is annotated as IKBKB interacting protein. The transcript is spliced from 3 exons. Bases 389 to 1558 code for a protein of 389 amino acids. Lineage: Eukaryota; Metazoa; Chordata; Actinopteri; Syngnathiformes; Syngnathidae. The record is from RefSeq and is a predicted model, not a curated record.